GUCACUUUUUCCCUCUAUUAUUAUUAUUGUUAUUAUUAUUAAUACUACGUGAGGUCUUUGUUAUUUAUAUUGAAGUUUGAAACAUUUGCUAAUCGUAAAAUAUCAACAAUGGAGGUGUCAGAAAAUCUAUCAAAAAAAAUAAACAAAAUUUGCAGGAUUUGUUUCAUAGAAUCAAGUAAUUUGACGCCUAUAUUUAGCAACAAUAAAGUAGAAAAAAAAUAUCCAGGUUUGAUACAAAAAAUACGUGAAUGUGGUGGGAUUCAGUUACGAGAAGAAACAGGAAUUCCUUUUUUAAUUUGUAAUAAUUGUAUAGAAAACGCUAAAAUUGCAUAUAAAUUCCGGCUCCAGUGUCAGCAUUCAGAGACACGACUGCAAUUAUUUCAUGAAGAAUUAAUCCAACGUAGAAUUCAAAUAACGCGCGAGCAAAAAAAAUUGACAGAGACAGCUGGUUCUAUAAGUGGAAGUGAAGCUUCGAGGCUGGUUAUUGAUGAAGACUUUGCAUCAUCAUUAAGUGAUGAUGCAAAAAGUAUUGAAAGAAUUAAUACUAAAAAUGAUAAAGUUGAUGGCGAUGAUUUAAAUUUGAAAAAAAGAAAAGAAACUGAUGAUAAAGAUGAAAAAAUUGAAGUAUGUAAUGGUAAUAAACGGAAGUAUAAUCGCAAAAUAAUUGAAUGUCAUCAGUGUCAUAAAGUUUUUAAAAGUCUUGAAGCUUUAGCAUAUCAUUCAUUUAAUGAUCAUGGAGAAAAAUAUAAAUGUUUCUGGUGCCCAGAGACUUUUGAUACCAUGGGGUUGAUGAAAAUUCAUAAAAAAAUUCAUGAUCGUCGAUCUCGUGGUAGGAAAAUAAAUAAUAAUGUUUAUGAUGACAUCAAUGUGCCAGUAAAUGAAGACAUGAUUCAAAAAUCGACAUUUAAAUCUAGGAUUGAAAAGAAUAAUAAUGACGAUGAUAAAGUUAAUGAUAAAAAUAAUGCGCCAGCAAGUGUUGCAAAAAUAAUUGAAAAGAAAGAAUCUAGAUCUCGGAUCGAAGAUGAUAGAGAUGAUGUAAGACAUGAUGAUGGUACAGAAGCAAUUAAAACAAAAGAAGAAAAAAGAUUAAAAUUUUGUCGUUCAAAAAAAUGGAUAAGAAACUUUAUUUUACACAAAUGUGACAUUUGUAAGAGUACAUUUGAAACAAAGCAAAAAUUGAAUAGACAUAAGCGUAAUCAUAUAUCCAAAAAUAUUUGUAAUUUAUGUAAUUGUGCUUUUACGACUGAAAGUCGGCUUUAUAUGCAUCAACAAAGUGAUCAUUCUUCAAAUAAAACUGACGUUGAUGAAUCGAGAGUUUGUUUUUUUUGUAACAAAGUUUUUGCAUCAAGUAAACGUCGAUUUAUACACGAGAAAAAGAUUCACUGGGAAAUACGGUAGUGAUUGAGGAUUUUAAAAAGUAUCUUGCUUAAUUUGUCAUAAAAAAUUUUCUUUGAACGUUUUAUUUUAAGUAAUUAAUUGUUGAGAGAAUUAUGGGAAGUAAAAUUUGUUACUUGUAAAUUUUGUAGUUGUAGUUUUUGUUUAUUGCCAGUCAUAUUUAUUUUUUUAAUUGUCAAAAGGUAAUUAAAUUAUUCGUAAUAUUAACAGAUUAAUUUAUGAAAUAGUAGUGGGUAUAAAAAAAACUUCAGAGUAAUUUAAAAAGAAUAUAUAAAGUAAGAACUAUAAAGAUAAUUUUUUAU
Messenger RNA from Microplitis demolitor, 1697 nucleotides. RefSeq names its product zinc finger protein 845. Gene Ontology annotation, biological process: regulation of DNA-templated transcription. Gene Ontology annotation, molecular function: RNA polymerase II cis-regulatory region sequence-specific DNA binding; DNA-binding transcription factor activity, RNA polymerase II-specific; zinc ion binding. Gene Ontology annotation, cellular component: nucleus. The transcript has 2 exons. Lineage: Eukaryota; Metazoa; Arthropoda; Insecta; Hymenoptera; Braconidae. The coding region runs from base 109 to 1398 and encodes 429 amino acids. The record is from RefSeq and is a predicted model, not a curated record.